AGGAAAAGAAAAAAGAAUUAGUUUGCAGUCAGAAAAUAUGUCGAUUGUGUAUGCAGCCAGUAGAAAGUGAGUUCAGGUGCAUACGUGAAUUGGAACUUGAAGCUAUUGAGAAAUUGGCUCCUGAAAUGAAUAUGAAUAUCAUCAAAGAUCCCGUUGUUUGUAAGCCAUGCUUGGAUUCUCUGUGUACUCACAACAGUUUCCUAAAAGAUUGCUUAGACGUAGAGGAAAAAGUUGAAAAUACUUUUGAUUCUUCAGCCACAGAAAGUCAAAUAGAUACGUCUCCACUUGAUUUAUUCGUUAAGACUGAAAACUUGGACAAGGAAUUCAAUAUUAACGAGAUGGAAAUGCCCAUCAAAGUUGAAAGUAUCAACAUAAAAUCGGAAGAUGAGGAAAUGAGCGACAUGCGACUGCAGAGCUCCGAUAUCAUAGCGUUCGAGGAGUGUGUCUGUAAAGCUGAAGAAGAGGAUGUAUGUAAACAUGAAAAUGGAUCAGAAGUCAAAACGCACCGCAAAGUAUCGUACAAAUGUGAUAAAUGUAUUUACGAAACUGGAAGUGAGGUCCGUUUUACGGCACACUGUGCGAGACACGAGAACGAUUCGGAAUUGUAUAAAUGUGAAUCGUGUGAGUAUAAAACCGAAAAUGAGAAAUUACUUCAGAGGCACCUGUUGGGGCAUAAAGAUCCUUUGCAGAUUCAAAUGUACAGAUGUAACGAUUGCGAUUAUGAAGCAAGGUACAACAGUCAUUUCAAACAGCACCAACUGAAACAUAAAGAUCCUUCACAGGUUCAAACAUACAGGUGUACUUAUUGCGAUUACGAAUCUAAAUACAAGUGUGCUGUCACAGGUCACGAACUGAAACAUAAAGAUCCUUCACAGGUCCAAACAUACAGGUGUAAUGAUUGCGAUUACGAAUCUAAAUACAAAUGUGCUGUCAAAAGUCACCAACUGAAACAUAAAGAUCCUUCACAGGUUCAAACAUACAGGUGUAAUGAUUGCGAUUAUGAAACUAAAUUCAAGAAUGCUGUCAAAAAGCACAAAUUGAAACAUAAACAUCCUUCACAGGUUCAAAUGUACGAGUGUGACAGCUGCACAUAUGAAACUAAAUACAAGAGAAAUAUCAAACUGCACCAACUGAAGCAUAAAGAUCCUUCGCAGGUUCAAAUGUACAGGUGUAAAGACUGCGAUUAUGAAACUAAAUACAAGAGAUGUAUCAAAAAGCAUCAAUUGAUACAUAAAGAUCCUUCACAGGUGAAAAUGUAUAGUUGCAAUGACUGCGAUUACAAAACUAAGUACAAGGGCGAUAUGAAACCGCAUCAGCUGAAGCAUAAAGAUCCUUCGCAGGUUCAAAUGUACAGGUGUAACGACUGCGAUUUUGAAACAAAAUACAGGAGGACUAUCGGACGUCACAUGUUGAAACAUAAAAAGUCUUCAUGAAUGCAAGUGUACGGGUGUACUUUGCUAACAAUCCAGCAAAAGAAGUGUUUGAGGAGACCUGAAUUGAUUCACAAAAAAAGGUAUGCACAUGUGAAUUAUUACCUUUCGUUGGUUGUGUAAAGAGCUACAAGAGUGAAUAUGACACCAAUUAUAAAUAUGUGGAUACGAAGGAAAAUGUAACCUUUGUCUUGAAAUACAUCGGUUGAAACACGAAAACCUGACCAAAACGGAGGGCGACAAGUGAUUUUGGACUAGCACCUGUAGAAUUCGCUAAUACCUGGUUAUGUCCACACUGUCCGUUUCUCGCAAUGUGAUAGUCUGCUAAGCGUGUCCAUUAAUUUUAAACAGUGUUAUUGUCAACUGUGUAGAACAUGUAAUUAAUUAAUUGAAGGGUUUAAUAAAA
Molecule: messenger RNA, 1836 nt
Organism: Anoplophora glabripennis (Asian longhorned beetle)
Lineage: Eukaryota; Metazoa; Arthropoda; Insecta; Coleoptera; Cerambycidae
Product: zinc finger protein 90-like
Exons: 3
Coding region: 51-1433 (460 amino acids)
Biological process (GO): regulation of transcription by RNA polymerase II
Cellular component (GO): nucleus
Molecular function (GO): DNA-binding transcription factor activity, RNA polymerase II-specific; RNA polymerase II transcription regulatory region sequence-specific DNA binding
Source: RefSeq, a predicted model, not a curated record